GGUAGCUGACAACACGGAUUGGUUUGUCAGUGACCAACCAAAUGACUAAUUCCGAAUACAGAAAUCAAAUCGGUUAAUGCGAGAGGUAGAGAGCGCGAGCCAUAAGCGAUACGCGCGCGAGAACGGACAUUGGACAUGAAUGAUACAGUUAGUGAGGGGGUCGAAAACAAAGACAGACCUGCAAAUGUUUGUGAAUUAGGGGCUGUUUUGAACUAAUUAAAAGCAGGUUGAAUUUCAGCCUAUUUUAUUUACCUUGGUUUGCCCAUAACAAGUAGCAAAUGUUUGUGAAAUGCUGCAAAUUUGUGAAUUAUUAAGACCUUCUUGUCAACUUUUCAGCCACUUACUUUGUAUGUGUAGCUAAAAACCUCAGACAAGCAGUCAGAAGGUGAGGAAGGAAAGAUGGAGCAAUAUACAGCUACAACCGGGGAUCAGAUAGUGGUGCAAGCUGCCAAUGGGCAAAUCCAGCAGCAGGCUCAGGGCACCGUAACCACAGUACAGCUGCAAACAGAAGCACCCGUCGCUACGGCAACAGGCCAGCAAGUGCAGACGCUCCAGGUAGUCCAGGGUCAGCCAUUGAUGGUCCAGGUGAGUGGCGGGCAGCUGAUAACGUCCUCAGGUCAGCCCAUCAUGGUACAGGCCAUGUCUGGAGCUCAGGGCCAGACCAUCAUGCAGGUGCCUGUGUCUGGAGCUCAAGGCCUUCAGCAGAUCCAGUUGGUUCAGCCGGGUCAGAUUCAGUUGCAAGGAGGUCAAACUCUGCAGCUGCAGGGUCAGCAGGGUCAGGCUCAACAGAUCAUCAUACAGCAGCCCCAGACUGCCAUUACAGCGGGCCAGAACCAGGGGCAGCAGAUUACAGUACAGGGGCAGCAGGUUGCCCAAACAGCUGAAGGACAGACCAUUGUAUACCAGCCUGUGAACGCUGAUGGCACAGUUCUGCAGCAGGGCAUGAUCACCAUCCCAGCAGGCACCCUGGCAGGCACUCAGAUUGUCCAGGCAGCAGGGGCUGCUAACACCUCCACAACCAACAGUGGGCAGGGCACAGUCACCGUUACCUUGCCAGUAUCCGGAAACAUGGUGAACGCUGGGGGAAUGGUCAUGGUAAGACCUCCUGAUGAGAUGGUGCCGGGUGGUGGUGCUGUGCCAGCCAUUCAGCGAAUCCCUCUGCCAGGGGCCGAGAUGCUCGAAGAGGAGCCACUUUAUGUUAAUGCCAAGCAAUAUCAUCGUAUCUUAAAGAGACGGCAAGCUCGUGCCAAGCUGGAGGCAGAGGGCAAAAUCCCUAAAGAAAGAAGGAAAUACCUUCACGAGUCACGUCACAGACAUGCCAUGCAGCGGAAACGUGGUGACGGGGGGCGCUUCUUCUCACCUAAAGAGAAAGAAGAAAUGGCCUUGGCCAUGCAGGUGAGAGCGCAGGGCCAUAUCAAGCAGGAAGACCUCCGCAAUGCCACCGAACUCGCGAGUGCACAUUGGCUGCCUGAGCACACUCCGCCCCUCGCAUAGACGCUCAUCUCCGCUGUCAUUAAACUCCUUAGCAGAUUGAUUCUCACUCCUUUCGUGGUGUGACAUGCUGUCAUUGGCUGCUCUUGCACGCAUCACCUCCUGCUUUUCCCUGUGCUUGUUGGCUGCUUGAGUCUGUCCCAUCAGGUCUCACUGCUAGUUAAGCAUUCAUGCAAACAGACUGCAUGAUCUGCAAAAUCUGCCUGUGGUAUUUUACAACCUGCCUGUCUGAACUUGGAUUUCCAAUUCUGUGAUAUUUAACAAGAAAAAGAUCAACUUUUCACAGUAAUGACACAAUCAGGAUGAAAUCACUGAUAUUCCUUGCACCUUACUGAUGCAGCUCUUCAGGACUAAGAAUUGCUAAUGCAAUGUGACUCUGUUUGAUCUAAGCGACAUUAUUAUUAACAGCAUGGAGGUUAAAGAAAGCAUGAGAGAACUGCCAUUGGCAAACUGUCAGUUUCAAUCAUGAAAUCGCUGCCUGAAAAUAUGAAAAUGAUUUUUUUGAGGGACCAGUUUAAAAGAAAUGUGAAAUUUGUUUGAUAUGUAUAUAUUUUGUUGUUUACUACAUUUACUUUUUUUUUUUUUUUUUUUUUUUUUUUUUUGAGGAAGCAUUUGUGUUUUUUUUUUGUGUUUUUUUUUGUGGAUACUGUCCUUUCUUGCUUGUCUUUACUUGUGCAGUGUCGUCACUUUUCAUUUUUGUCGCAUGUUGUGAUUUUUAUGAUGAAUAAACAUUCUGACUGACUUCUAAAAGGUUCACUGAGAAAAAUAACAAUUUACAACCAAAUUCAACUACCAUUUUAAAGUUGGCGGUCAGUAAGCUAUAUAUAAUUAAGAUAUAAGAUAUAUAAUUUUAAUCAGCAAGGGCACACUAAAGUGCUCAAAAGUGACAGUAAAGACAUUUACAAUGUUAAAUUCUAUUUUAAAAAUGCUGUACUUUUAAACUUUAUCGAAGAAUCCUGAAAAAAAAAAAGUAAGUUUCUACAAAAAUAUUAAGCUGCACAACUGUUUUCAACAUUGAUAAGAAAUGUUUCAUGAGCAGCAUAUUAGAAUGUUUUCUGAAGGAUCAUGUGACUCUGAAGACUGGAAUAAUGAUGCUGAAAACUUUGAUAUCACAGGAAUAAAUUACAUUUUCAAAUAUAUUAAAAUAG
Molecule: messenger RNA, 2639 nt
Organism: Ctenopharyngodon idella (grass carp)
Lineage: Eukaryota; Metazoa; Chordata; Actinopteri; Cypriniformes; Xenocyprididae
Gene: nfyal
Product: nuclear transcription factor Y, alpha, like
Exons: 9
Coding region: 400-1494 (364 amino acids)
Biological process (GO): regulation of transcription by RNA polymerase II
Cellular component (GO): CCAAT-binding factor complex
Molecular function (GO): RNA polymerase II cis-regulatory region sequence-specific DNA binding; DNA-binding transcription factor activity, RNA polymerase II-specific
Source: RefSeq, a predicted model, not a curated record